Messenger RNA from Cydia splendana, 1061 nucleotides. RefSeq names its product large ribosomal subunit protein mL44 (gene mRpL44). Gene Ontology annotation, biological process: RNA processing. NCBI's taxonomy places the organism in Eukaryota, Metazoa, Arthropoda, Insecta, Lepidoptera, Tortricidae. The transcript is spliced from 6 exons. The coding region runs from base 92 to 1060 and encodes 322 amino acids. Gene Ontology annotation, molecular function: double-stranded RNA binding; ribonuclease III activity. The record is from RefSeq and is a predicted model, not a curated record.
AACCUAAAAAUUUUAAACUGUCAGAUCAGUGGGAAUAAAAAUGUUUUAAAAUUUGAGAAUACAUUGUUAAAUAUUUAUAUAUUGUAUAAAAAUGGCUCUCGUUAAGCUUUGCUUACCACUUUUGACUAGAACCGCAAGAUUAUACCCCGUAGCACAACAAGCUCAAAAAAUUCACCGAUGGAUAGCUCCUACUUUGAUGGAGCUGAAGCGAAGAGAAAAGAAGCAGGGCGGUAAGAUAACAAACCCCAGAAACACAUUCCUUGAGUGGAAUUUAGAAGCGGAAUUAUACGCUUUUGGGAAGCGAUUAAAUGAAGACUUCGAUUCGGACCUGUUACUCCAGGCUUUCACUGACAGGUCUUACAUUAUCAAAGAGGAAAUGAAACAAAAAGAAAUGGAAUUCAAAUUGGAAAUGAAGGACAAUAGACAAUUGGCUGAAAAAGGUGAAAAAUUCAUCAGACAGUACAUUCAGUUGUACAUAGAAGCCGCGCUGCCCAAGUUCCCCUUGGAGGGGGUUGCGGAAGUGAGACAGCAUCUGACCAGUGAAGAUACUCUAGCUAACGUCUCUCUCCAUCUGGGCACCAAGGACAUCAUACUUGCUGCUGAGUAUCCAGUGGACAACUACACAUUAGCCACAGCAUUCAAAGCGAUAGUGGGUGCGCUGCUGCAGUCUUGCGGGGAGGAGAGAGCCGCACACUUUGUCAGGGACUUUGUCAUCACGCAACUGCAAGGUCAAGAUGUGAAUGAGUACUGGCAAAUAGAGGACCCUUGGGCCCUGCUGACGGACCUGCUUAAGAACCAGGGGGCUGAGGUGGAGCCCCGGCUGAUUGGCGAGGUCGGCAAGAACACUCUACUAGCUUGCUAUAGAGUUGGCCUUUAUGUAGACAAGAGGAUGAUUUCCGCAGGUUUCGGCGAAAACGUGUCCACCGCCAAAGAGAUGGCAGCGCGCGAGGCUCUGAAGAAGAUCUUCGGCACCGAGGACCACAUGAAGCCCGUCAACUUCCAGCUGCAGGGCAUACCCAAGCCCACCUCGGAGACCAGAUACCAGAUCGCUGCCAGUUGAA